Molecule: messenger RNA, 4572 nt
Organism: Scomber scombrus (Atlantic mackerel)
Lineage: Eukaryota; Metazoa; Chordata; Actinopteri; Scombriformes; Scombridae
Product: NLR family CARD domain-containing protein 3-like
Exons: 11
Coding region: 1-3393 (1130 amino acids)
Molecular function (GO): protein binding
Source: RefSeq, a predicted model, not a curated record
AUGGAUCAGAGUGAGGACAGAGAGGAGGGAGUCCCUCCCUCUAAAAGCUCUCGGUGUGAGGAACAUGACAGCCAGACCAAAAUGGAUAGACCAGACUCUGCUGGACCUGCACCUGGACCUGGACCUGGACCUGGACCCAGCUGUGUGUCUAUGAAGAGUGAUCAGUCAAAGGAUGAACUCAUUCAUUUUAAAGAACAACGUCCGGCUGCAACAAGGAGGAAGCUGGACCAACCUGAACCCAGCUGUGUGUCUAUGAACAGUGAUUGGUCUAUGGAUCGUCCUAAUACCUUCAAAGAUGGACGCCACUCUGAUGAUCACAGAGUGGACCAGGAGAGCUCAGGGGUUCCCAGUGGUCAGUCUGCCCAGCAGCAUCAAACACAGCUGGACUCCAUAUUUAUGCUGCUGGAGGAGAACAUCGUCACUUUUGUGAAGAACGAGCUGAAGAAGAUGCAGAAGGUUCUGAGUUCAGAUUUCCCAGAAUGCUUAGAGAGUCAGAGUGAGGAUGAGGAGGUGUUGAACUGUGAGGAGAAAGAGCAGAGGAGGAGAAGCAGAGACGCAUUUCUGAAGAUCACACUGCACUUCCUGAGGAGAAUGAAGCAGGAGGAUCUGGCUGAGCGUCUGCAGAGCAGAACUCCUGCUGGCAGGUGUCGACGUAAACUCAAGACUAACCUGCAGAAGAAGUUCCAGUGUCUGUUUGAGGGGAUCGCUAAAGCAGGAAACCCAACCCUUCUGAAUCAGAUCUACACACCGCUCUACAUCACAGAGGGAGGGACUGCAGAGGUCAAUGAUGAACAUGAGAUCAGACAGAUUGAAACAGCAUCCAGGAAACCAGACAGACCAGAAACAACAAUCAGACAAGAAGACAUCUUUAAAGCCUCAACUGGAAGAGAUGAACCAAUCAGAACAGUGAUGACAAAGGGAGUGGCUGGCAUUGGGAAAACAGUCUUAACACAGAAGUUCACUCUGGACUGGGCUGAAGACAAAGCCAACCAGGACAUACACUUCACAUUUCCAUUCACUUUCAGAGAGCUGAAUGUGCUGAAAGAGAAAAAGUACAGCUUGGUGGAACUUGUUCAUCACUUCUUUACUGAAACCAAAGAAGCAGGAAUCUGCAGGUUUGAAGAGUUCCAGGUUGUGUUCAUCUUUGACGGUCUGGAUGAGUGUCGACUUCCUCUGGACUUCCUCAACAAUAAGAACCUGACUGAUGUUACGGAGUCCACCUCAGUGGAUGUGCUGCUGACAAACCUCAUCAGGGGGAAACUGCUUCCCUGUGCUCGCCUCUGGAUAACCACACGACCUGCAGCAGCCAAUCAGAUCCCUCCUUGGUGUGUGGACAUGGUGACAGAGGUCAGAGGGUUCACUGACUCACAGAAGGAGGAGUACUUCAGGAAGAGAUUCAGAGAUGAGGAGCAGGCCAGCACCAUCAUCUCCCACAUCAAGACAUCACGAAGCCUCCACAUCAUGUGCCACAUCCCAGUCUUCUGCUGGAUCACUGCUACAGUUCUGGAGGAUGUGUUGAAAAGCAGAAAGAGAGGAAAGCUGCCCAAGACCCUGACUGAGAUGUACAUCCACUACCUGGUGGUUCAGGCCAAACUGAAGAACAUCAAGUAUGAUGGAGGAGCUGAGACAGAUCCACACUGGAGUCCAGAGAGCAGGAAGAUGAUUGGGUUUCUGGGAAAACUGGCUUUUGAGCAGCUGCAUAAAGGCAACCUGAUCUUCUAUGAAUCAGACCUGACAGAGUGUGGCAUCGAUAUCAAAGUAGCCUCAGUGUGCUCAGGAGUGUUCACACAGGUCUUUAAAGAGGAGAGAGGGCUGUACCAGGACAAGGUGUUCUGCUUCGUCCAUCUGAGCCUUCAGGAGUUUCUGGCUGCUCUUCAUGUCCAUCUGACAUUCAUCAAGUCUGGAGUCAAUCUGCUGGAAGAAGAACAAACAACAUCCCAAAAGUCUGAAACUGAACAAGAAUCUGCAGAGACACGUUUCUACCAUAGUGCUGUGGACGAGGCCUUAAAGAGUCCAAAUGGACACCUGGACUUGUUCCUCCGCUUCCUCCUGGGUCUUUCACUGCAGACCAAUCAGGCUCUCCUACGAGGUCUGCUGACACAGACAGGAAGUAGCUCAAAGACCAAUCAGGAAACAGUCGAGUACAUCAAGGAGAAGAUCGGUGAGAAUGUGUCUGCAGAGAGAAGUAUCAAUCUGUUCCACUGUCUGAAUGAACUGAAUGAUCAUUCUCUAGUGGAGGAAAUCCAACAGUCCCUGAGAUCAGGAAGACUCUCCACAGAUAAACUGUCUCCUGCUCAGUGGUCAGCUCUGGUCUUCAUCUUACUGUCAUCAGAAAAAGAUCUGGACGUGUUUGACCUGAAGAAAUACUCUGCUUCAGAGGAGGCUCUUUUGAGGCUGCUGCCAGUGGUCAAAGCCUCCAACAAAGCUCUGCUGAGUGGCUGUAACCUCUCAGAGAGAAGCUGUGCAGCUCUGUCCUCAGUUCUCAGCUCCCAGCCCUCUAGUCUGAGAGAUCUGGACCUGAGUAACAACAACCUGCAGGAUUCAGGAGUGAAGCAGCUUUCUGCUGGACUGGAGAGUCCACACUGUGAACUAGAAUCUCUCAGCCUGUCAGGAUGUCUGAUCACAGAGGAAGGCUGUGCUUCUCUGGCCUCAGCUCUGCGCUCCAACCCCUCCCAUCUGAAAGAGCUGGACCUUAGCUACAAUCAUCCACGAGACUCAGGAGAGAAGCUUCUGUCUGCUGGACUGGAGGAUCCACACUGGAGACUGGACACUCUCAGCCUGCAGCCUGCUGGAGUCCGAUGGUUGACACCAGGUCUGAGGAAGUAUUUCUAUGAACUCAAACUGGAUCCAAACACAAUGAACAGAAACCUCAAACUGUCUGAUAACAACAGGAAGGUGACACGUGUGAAGGAGGAUCAGUCAUAUCCUGAUCAUCCAGACAGAUUUGAUUACUGGGAUCAGCUGCUGAGUAGAAAUGUUCUGACUGGUCGAUGUUACUGGGAGGUCGAGAGGAGAGGAAACGUUCAUAUAUCAGUGAGUUACAGAAGAAUCAGCAGGAAAGGAAACAGUGCUGACUGUUGGUUUGGAUAUAACGAUCAGUCCUGGAGUCUGUUCUGCUCUGAUGGUCGUUACUCUGUCCUUCACAAUAAGAGACAAACAUCCAUCUCCUCCUCCUCCUCCUCCUCCUCCUCCUCCUCCUCCUCCUCCUCCUCCUCCUCCUCCUCUAACAGAGUAGCAGUGUAUGUGGACUGUCCUGCUGGCACUCUGUCCUUCUACAGAGUCUCCUCUGACACACUGAUCCACCUCCACACCUUCAACACCACAUUCACUGAACCUCUGUGUGCUGGGUUUAGGUUCUGGUCUGGUUCCUCAGUGUCUCUGUGUGGUCUGUAGGAAGGAGAGUCUCCUCCUGUCAGAGAAACGUUCUCAUGUUAUUUAGCACCAACCUGAUCUCUCACUGGUUGUAAAUAGAGUUUCUAAAGCCAACAUGGUUUCCACAUGACUGACAGUUAGUUAGUCAGUCACAUAUAUCCACAUUUAAAAAGCUGUAAAACAGAAGCUGAUUUUCUCAGAGCAGAUAUCUCAGUCUGUUAGAGGACUGUUUGGAGGUUCGGAGGUCGUGGCUUUGAUCCUUAUGAGUCUCAGUCAAUGUUCAAGUCCAACACCCAAAGUGAAACUCAGAAGCUCUCAGAGAGAAAACCACCAGCGGCUCAAAGUUUACUGAAACGUCAAGUUGUGACCGAGCUUUUUAAACAUGUUGGAAGAGUUUAGCCACUAACUAUAACACACAUAAUGACAGUAAGUAUCUGCUGGCCUAGAGAGGAACUUUGGUCUUUCUCCUCUUAUUUGGUUUUUUGGGCUUCUUGUUCAAUGACUUGUUUUUUUAAUCAUAUAGUGGAUUCAGAAACCAACAUGUUUUUAUGUGUGUCUCUACUGGAUGUGCAUGUACAGCUGUCAAUCAACAUGAUGAUUCAUCCAUUCAUAGUUUUGUCUAUAAAAUGUCAGAAAAUAGUGAAAAUAUUGUUUUUAACUUCUUUUUACAGUUUAAUAUUUAGUUUUUAUGUAAAUCACAUUGAAUUGACCCAGUGUAUGAAAUGUGCUAUAUAAAUAAAGCUGUCUUGCCUAAAACGCUGGUUAUAAUCUCACAGAGUCAAAGGCAGCGUCUUUAAAUGUCUCAUUGUGUCUGAACUAAAGUCCAGAACAUCAAAUAUUCAGUUUUUUAUCAUGUCAGACAAAGAAAAGCUUGAAAAUGACUAAAAUGAUGAUGAAGUGCUGAUUUAGUGUUGAUGGAUAAUCAAUGAAUGGACUAAUAGUUGCAGCUCUGGCUGUAUGUGAACAGAAUAUUAGAGGACAAACAGCUGACAGUUUAGCGCCUUACUAAAUAUCCACAAUAAAAAGCUCAUUUACAGGAUAAUUCAUCUGUUUCUAAUCUUUUCACAUGUUUCUUAUUUGCUGUUUUUGUGUUUUUACCAAGUAAAGUUGAUCAUUUGUAUGUUUGUGUUACUCAGGCAGAAAUACAUGUAACUGCUGUAUCACCUGUUAUGUCCAAUAAAAAAAGUAUGAUCAAUAAUA